Molecule: messenger RNA, 2730 nt
Organism: Aspergillus pseudonomiae
Lineage: Eukaryota; Fungi; Ascomycota; Eurotiomycetes; Eurotiales; Aspergillaceae
Exons: 8
Coding region: 1-2730 (909 amino acids)
Cellular component (GO): cytosol; nucleus
Molecular function (GO): protein binding; protein serine/threonine phosphatase activity
Source: RefSeq, a predicted model, not a curated record
AUGGCGUCGUCCGACCUUGAGGCUGCCACUGCGCUUAAGGUGCAGGGCAAUAAAGCGUUCGGUCAGCAUGACUGGCCUACUGCCGUGGAUUUCUACACCCAGGCCAUAGAGAAAUAUGAUCGCGAGCCUUCGUUCUUUAGCAAUCGUGCUCAGGCGCAUAUCAAACUCGAAGCUUAUGGCUUUGCGAUCGCCGAUGCUACUAAGGCGCUUGAGCUCGACGCCGGCUACACCAAGGCAUACUGGAGGCGAGCCCUAGCCAACACCGCCAUCCUUAACUACAAAGAUGCCCUACGAGACUUCAAGGUCGUCGCGAAGAGGGAGCCCAAUAACCGCGAUGCGAAGGUAAAACUGGCAGACUGUGAGAAGCUUGUGCGUCGGAUGGAGUUUGAGAAGGCCAUUGAGGUGGGUGACCCGCCGUCGGCCUUCGAGGACCUGGACAUCGACUCCAUUGCGGUCGACGACGGCUAUGAUGGUGUGCGAUUGGAGAAUGAAAUGACGCAAGAGUUCAUCGACGAUAUGAUCGAGCGGUUCAAGAACGGCAAGAAAAUCCAUCGCAAGUAUGCCUUCCAGAUCGUCAAGGCUGUCAAGGAUCUCGUGUAUGCGGAACCAACGAUGGUCGAGAUUGGCGUGGACCAGGGUAAGAAGUUGACGGUUUGCGGUGAUACGCAUGGGCAAUUCUUCGAUCUCCUGGAGAUCUUCCGGUUGAACGGAUACCCGACCGAAAAGCACGCAUACCUUUUCAACGGUGACUUUGUCGAUCGUGGCUCUUGGUCGACUGAGAUCGCCUUGCUCCUCUAUGCGUACAAGUGGCUGCGACCAAAUGGUAUCUUCCUCAACCGUGGAAACCACGAGACGGACGACAUGAACAAGGUUUAUGGAUUUGAGGGCGAGUGCAAGGCCAAGUACAACGAGAGGAUGUUCAAGGUGUUCUCGGAGUCUUUCUCUGCUCUGCCCCUCGCCACAUUGAUCGGCAGCAAGUAUCUUGUUCUCCACGGAGGUCUCUUUUCUGACGACAAUACAUCCUUGGAUGACAUCCGGAAGCUGGACCGCCACAACCAGCGCCAGCCCGGACAGCAAGGCCUGAUGAUGGAAAUGCUCUGGACCGAUCCCCAGACGGAGCCUGGUCGCGGCCCGAGCAAGCGAGGUGUUGGUCUCCAGUUUGGUCCGGAUGUUACCAAGAGGUUCUGUGAGAAGAAUGGACUGGAAGCCAUCAUUCGCUCCCACGAAGUCCGUAUGGAGGGUUACGAAGUCGAGCAUGACGGACGGUGCAUCACCGUCUUCUCCGCUCCCAAGUACUGCGACACCACGGAGAACAAGGGAGCCUUCAUCAAUGUUGGACCGGAGCUUAAGCUGGACUUCCAAGUUUUUGAAGCUGUGCCUCACCCUGAUAUCAAGCCUAUGACUGGUGCCAUUGACGACCUCCACCGCACUGUUGGUGAUGUAACCGAUGAAGAGAAGCGCAAGGAGGGAAAGAGUAUCAUCGAGAAGCUUGCAGCGCUCAAAUAUGAAUUGCAACAUAACAGACAAUUGACCCCCCUCCCGGACGACGGCCAGCCGGAUGUCGAAGAAUAUAAUAAGGAGUUGGAGCAACGAGGAAACCCGAGAUGGCAUGACGUUGCAUGGCUGUUCUCUGAAUGCUACCUCUACAGGCGCAUCAGUGCCUACUUCGCCUUGUCCACACACUGGAAAGGAUACGACGUAUUUGCCCGCCAGAAGAUGUCUACUUUCAAAUCUUCCCGUCCGGCAGUCCUGGAGUUAGCCGCGAGAUACAAGGAAAUCGCCCAGGAGGCGGAGAAGGGCCAUGAUGGAAAGACCCCGGAGCAGGUCGAACAGGCUGAGCGCAUACUCUUUUCCGAGAUGUGUGAGAUCUGCCUGUGGGGUAAUGCCACCGAUCUGUCCCUUUUGACCUCUCUUACCUACGAGGAUAUCCAGAAACUGCAGGGCUCGCAGGCGCGCAAAGCGGCAGAGGAGAACAUCCUUGUCAACGAUUUGGACGCCGCCUUUGAGGUGCUCAACAAGGCCCGCAAGGAGAAGAAGACCGGGGAGCGUCGCGUAGACAUUGUUCUCGAUAACUCCGGUUUCGAACUGUUCGUUGACCUUAUCCUUGCCGGAUACCUUCUCUCUGCUGGCCUGGCUACGACAGUUGUACUGCACCCUAAGCUGAUCCCCUGGUUCGUAUCGGAUGUUACGCCUCCGGACUUCAGGGAUCUCAUCACCGCGCUCGCCGACCCGCAGUCAUUCUACACUGCGGCCGAUGAGUCAGGCAGAGAACACACCCCCCUCUCCGAGACGGAGCUGUCAGAGGUGAACUUCCUCUUCGAACAAUGGUCCCGGCUCCACGCAGAGGGCAAGCUGGUCAUCCGCCCACACGCCUUCUGGACCGCCCCGGGAGGCUACUGGCGCAUGCCGAACACAGCAAAGGAUCUCUUCGAGGACCUGCAACAGAGCGAGCUCGUCCUUUUCAAGGGUGACCUCAACUACCGCAAGCUAACCAGUGAUGCUGCUUGGGACCCCACAACCCCCUUCACGACCGCCAUCGGUCCAAUGGGCCCCAAGUCCGGCGUCCGUGUUCUCGCCUUCCGGACCUGCAAAGCUGAUGUCGUUGUCGGACUGCCAGCAGGCGAAGACGAGAGACUCCGCCAGCUGCCUAACGGCGGGGGCUCCGAGGCCCGGAAAUGGGCUUGGAGUGGAAAGUGGGCUGUUGUGUCCUUCUCUGACGGGAAGGCUUAA